UAAAGCAACAAAAACUAUUAUUACUGCCACAUAUCGACAUUUCAUGGGGGCUGACAUUGCGUCUCGUACUACGCGAGAUUUGAAUAAUUGAACUUCCUUUUCCGGUCUGUCGUAAAUAAGUGCAGCAAGAUGUUGAUGCCCAAGAAGAACAGAGUUACAAUUUUUGAAUAUCUUUUCAAAGAAGGUGUUCUUGUAGCUAAGAAAGAUUUUGGUGCCCCAAAGCAUCCAGAUAUUGAUGUUCCAAAUCUUCAAGUUAUUAAAGCAUUGACAUCUUUAAAAUCACAAGGAUAUGUCCGAGAACAAUUUGCUUGGCGUCAUUUUUACUGGUACUUGACAAAUGAAGGGAUUGAGUAUUUGAGGAAUUACCUCCACCUCCCAGCUGAGAUUGUACCAGCAACACUGAAAAGACAGACACGCCAAGAGGCACCAAGGCCAAGACCUAAAGGACCAGAUGGACCUUCUAGAGCUCCAGGUGGUGGUGCUGACCGUGCUGAAUACAGAAGAGCAGCUCCAGGUGGUGGUGAUGAUAAGAAGGCUGAUGUUGGAGCCCCAGCAGACGGCAAAUUCCAAUUUAGAGGUGGAUUUGGAAGAGGAAAGCCAUCACAAGCCCCACAGUAGUGACAUGGACAUUGAACAUUUUGGGGGGAAAUAAAAAAAAAAAAAAGAA
Molecule: messenger RNA, 667 nt
Organism: Mytilus trossulus (common blue mussel)
Lineage: Eukaryota; Metazoa; Mollusca; Bivalvia; Mytilida; Mytilidae
Product: small ribosomal subunit protein eS10-like
Exons: 6
Coding region: 130-618 (162 amino acids)
Cellular component (GO): cytosolic small ribosomal subunit
Molecular function (GO): structural constituent of ribosome; RNA binding
Source: RefSeq, a predicted model, not a curated record